Olea europaea var. sylvestris is the source of this 2045-nucleotide messenger RNA. RefSeq names its product protein OBERON 2. The record is from RefSeq and is a predicted model, not a curated record. Bases 462 to 1883 code for a protein of 473 amino acids. NCBI's taxonomy places the organism in Eukaryota, Viridiplantae, Streptophyta, Magnoliopsida, Lamiales, Oleaceae. The transcript has 5 exons.
UCAAACCCUCUUUCAUUUCUUCUUCUUAGGGUUUCUGAAUGAUAUUCACAAUUCACUGGAUGCAUAUAAACAUUUAUAAUUCGCAUAUACUUUCGAUUUUAUUUAAUUAAAUUGAAUAUAUAAUUGAAUUUUUAUUUUUUUACAACUCGAAAAUACCUUUUGCAUCGAGUUUUCAAUCUUUGCUUAGUUUAUGCUGUUUGCUGUUUGUCUGUAAGUUUCUCCUAGAAUACAUUACGGUAAUAAGAGGCGUUGAUUUCUAAAAAAGUCACGUUGAAUCCGAGAGCUACUGACAGAGCUGUUUACUUUGAAUUAAUUGUUUUCAUACAAUUGAUCGUUUCUUGGUUUCUUAUGUGAAAGGAUCUUUUACUUUUAGCUUGGGGAUUGCUUCCAUUUUCAGAAACCCUAAUCUGUGCAAUUCUCAGAAGUUUGACAUUUAUAUUGACCUGUCAGCGUGCGAGUCUAUGGACAUUGACAGUACUAGUGUGACUAAAGGCAGCUCAUGUGGGCUGAAGGAAAAUGGCAUGCCCCUCUAUCCUGUUUCUCUUUAUGAUUCGGGUGAAGGUCUUCCAUAUGCUCCCGAAGAUUGGCCUUAUCCUGGUGAUAAGUGGAGCUGGAAGGUGGGAGGACGCAUUGCUGCUUCUGGAUAUUUUUUGGAUAGAUACAUGUAUACUCCUGCGCGUCUCAGGGAGGGUGGACGUAAAACUGGUUUUGCAAGCAAACUCUCUCUCGAACAGUAUAUCCGGAAGAACUUCCCUGAUGCAGAUGUUAACGCAUUUUUUGCAUCAUUUAGUUGGAAGAUUCCUUCAAAAUCACGCAUGAAAGAUGAUAUAGAACUGUUCACACCUCCCAGGGAAACUGCAGAACAUUCAGGUUCCGACUCUCAGUUUGAUGACAUUUGUUGUAAGGCUGGUAACCGAGUUUGCAACAGUUUAUCUGCAACAGAGGACUCUGUUUCAGAUGUCAUGUCUUGUGAUAUUUGCUGCAGUGAACCUGGCUUCUGCAGAGAUUGUUGUUGUAUUCUUUGUUGUAAGACUAUCAAAAUGGCGUUUGGAGGCUAUAGUAACAUUAGAUGUGAAGCUAAAAUAGAUGGCUAUUUUUGUGGACACAGUGCACAUAUUGAGUGUGCUCUACGAGCUUACAUGGCUGGGACAGUUGGGGGAACCAUUGGUUUGGAAACUGAGUACUAUUGCCGUCGAUGUGAUUCAAGGACAGAUCUCGUUUUGCAUGUUGAAAGGCUUCUACAAAAGUGCAAAUCAGUUGAUUCUCGGGAUGACAUUGAGAAGAUUCUGAAUGUUGGUAUUUGUAUUUUACGUGGAUCGGAGAAAACAAGUGGAAAGCAGUUGCUGCAUCAUAUUGAGAUGGCCAUGGAAAAGCUUAGGAAUGGAACUGAACUUGAGGAUAUUUGGAAGGAGGAAGACACUGCAGUUACUGGAGUAGGGCUGUCUCUAAAUGGCAAAUGUGCAUUUGGAUUCCAAAAUUAUGAGGAGCCACAUGAUCAUAAAGUUGGAUCGCCUCAGCCUUUAUCAUCAACUUUUGAUCAUCGUGUUGAAUCACUUAAACUUGAGGAUGAGAUUGAUCAAAUUCUGCAUGCACUAAGGAAGUCCCAGGAUUUUGAAUACAGACUUGCGGAGGAAAGGCUUUUUGCUCAUAAGAACUAUAUCCUAAAUCUUUACCAACAGCUUGAUAAGGAAAGGUCUGAACUCUCAAGACACGCCUCAUUGAAAGAUCCAAAUACCACCGUACUUGAUGCUGUCCAGAGCAGGAUCGAACAGAUAAAGCGGGAAGUGUCCAAACUAAAGGACAUGGAAGAAGCGAAGAAGGGAUUCGGAAGAGUUUCCAAAUAUAUUCUCAAGGAACAUUUUGGUCUAGAAAUUGAGAGUUGACAAACGGCAUUAUCGAAAUUUCAUUGCAGUCACUUUGAGGUGUCAUUACCAAUGUUGAUCAUAUGACAAAAGUAUUUUUCCAGAAAAUAUAUGUUAAAUUUGCACUUUUUAGGAUAUUUUCUCUUAUUCUUCGAAUUGAAUCAGAAUAAUUUUCCUGUCCAA